This is a messenger RNA of Notolabrus celidotus (New Zealand spotty), 3133 nucleotides long. Its product is annotated as proto-oncogene vav-like. Gene Ontology annotation, molecular function: guanyl-nucleotide exchange factor activity; protein binding. Gene Ontology annotation, biological process: regulation of GTPase activity; cell migration; intracellular signal transduction. Lineage: Eukaryota; Metazoa; Chordata; Actinopteri; Labriformes; Labridae. The coding region runs from base 371 to 2908 and encodes 845 amino acids. Gene Ontology annotation, cellular component: cytoplasm. The transcript has 29 exons. The record is from RefSeq and is a predicted model, not a curated record.
UUUACUCGUGUACACAUAAAACACACUUCAUCUCUCAUAAAUAUAACACUAUGGUUUUAUCAACUCCAACCGCUCAGAGCAGCACCACCACCAGCAGCAGCAGCAGCAGCUCUUUGUGUGUAUGCAUGCAUGUGUGUGUUUGUGCAAAUGAGUGCGAAUGCAGUUGUACGAGGGUGCGUCAGAGGAAAAAGGAAGUUGCGGGACCAAGUUAAAAGCCUUCAACAGAGUGCAGCUCUGCAGAACACCCACCACGGAAGAAAGGCAGAACGAGAGCACUGAAGUCUGACAAUGAAAUAAUGAAAGAGAGACGGGGAGGUGAACAUCGAGAAAGAAGACACUGAGCUGUCAGGACAAACUGAAGAAAACAAAGAUGGAGUUGUGGCGGCAGUGUGCGAUUUGGCUGAUUGACUGUCGAGUUCUUCCUGACAACCACCGGGUCACAUGGGAAAGUGCACAGGUGUGCGACCUGGCUCAGGCUCUGAGAGACGGCGUGCUGCUCUGCCAGUUGCUCAACAACCUGCUUCCUCAGGCCGUCAACCUGAGAGAGAUCAACCUGCGCCCACAGAUGUCCCAGUUCCUGUGCCUGAAGAAUAUCCGGAUGUUUCUGGCAGUUUGUCUGGAUAAGUUCAAUCUCAAGAAAAAUGAACUGUUUGAAGCCUUUGACCUGUUUGAUGUUCGAGACUUCGCAAAGGUCAUGAACACUUUGUCCAUCCUCUCUCAUACAUCCAUUUCUUUACAAAGAGGACUACAGCCUUUUCCUUUGGAGGGAUGUACAACAGAUGAUGAUAUCUACAGCGGCCUGUCUGACCUGAUAGAUGAUACAGUGGAUGACGAUGAUGACUUGUACGACUUUGUGGAGGACGAGGAGAACGAAGGAGAUGAAAUCUAUGAAGACUUGAUGAAGACAGAAGAACAACCUGAAACUCAGCAGCAGAAGACUGGGGUGGACAAACGAGAGUGCUGCCUGCAGGAGAUCAGACAGACAGAAGAGAAAUACUCUGAUACUCUAGAAUCUAUAUUACAGCACUUUAUGAAGCCUCUUGAAAGGUUUCUCCAUGUUCCAGACAUUGAGACAAUCUUCAUCAACGUUAAGGAGUUGGCAGUCACCCACCGUUCUUUGUUGGAGGAAGUCCGGACAUCUAUCCUAACUUAUGGAGCCAAGAACCUGUACCAGGUGUUUGUGAACUACAAGGAGAGGCUCUUACUAUACGGCCAUUACUGCAGUCAGGUGGAAACAGCGUCCAAACACCUGGACAAGCUUUCCACUAGCAGGGAGGACAUCAGAAUGAAACUGGAGGAGUGCUCAAAGAGAGCGAAUAGUGGACGUUUUUCUCUCAGAGAUCUACUCAUGGUGCCCAUGCAGAGGGUCCUCAAAUAUCACCUACUGUUACAGGAGCUUCUAAAGCACACCACCGACCCCACAGAAAAGGAAAACCUCCGAACAGCUCUUGAUGCUAUGAGAGACUUGGCACAAUGUGUGAACGAGGUGAAGCGAGACAAUGAGGUCAUGAGACAGAUCACAAGCUUCCAGCUGUCCAUAGAAAACCUGACACAGUCUCUAGCGAUGUAUGGUCGUCCCAAAAUCGACGGAGAGCUGAAGUUCUGCGGCCCAGAGAAAAAGUCCAAACAGGACAGGUAUGCAUUCCUCUUCGAUAAAGCCAUGUUUGUGUGCAAGAAGAAAGGUGGAGAGAAUUUUGAGCUCAAGGAGAUCAUUGAACUACAGCACUACGAGUUACGGGAUGAAACAACGGGAGAAAAGGACAAAAAAAAGUGGUCUUAUUCGUUCCUCCUGCUCGACUGCAACGGAAGGUGUGGGUACGAUUUAUACUUCAAAACCAGAGAGUUGAAGAAGAAAUGGCUGGAACAGUUUGAAAUGGCUGUGUCGAAUAUGUGUCCAGAGAACUCCACAGCUAACGGCCAUGACUUCCAGAUGCACUGCUUUGAGGAAACCACCUGCUGCAAGGCCUGCUCCAUGCUGUUGAGAGGGAUCUUUUUCCAGGGCUAUCGCUGCACUCGCUGUAAAAUGGCUGCACAUAAAGAGUGUUUAGGCAGAGUUCCUGUCUGUGGACGAAACUCAGAUCAUUCCGGUACUAUGAGGAAGAAUAAAACACAGAAGUCUCCUGCAAAUUCCAGCGUUGGAUUCCCUAAAAUGGAGGUGUGUCAGGAGUAUUAUGGCUUGCCGCCACCCCCUGUGGGCUUUGGCCAACCAAUUCACCUCUCCAAAGGUGACAUCAUUGAGCUGACCCGGGCUGAUGCUGACCUGCCGUGGUGGGAGGGAAGGAACCUGACUCUCGGACAGAUGGGAUGGUUCCCCUGCCAAAAAGUUCAGCCGUACGUUACUAGGCCUACCUCGGACCUGUCUGGCUUCCACUGGUUUGCAGGAAACAUGGACAGAACCGCGGCCAAAAACCUGCUGAUGUCUCGAUCUGAUGGAACCUUCCUUGUACGGCAAAAAGACGCAGGAGAGUUUGCUAUCAGCAUCAAGUUCAACAUGGACAUUCGGCACAUCAAAAUCACCUCUGCUGAGGGUCUAUUCCGCAUCAAUGACAAGAAAGCAUUCAAGGGUUUAAUCGAGCUGAUUCAGUUUUACCAAACGAACUCUCUAAAGGAGUACUUCAAGGAAGUGGACACCACGCUGUGUACACCUUACAAACAACCAGAGCAGAGCAACUUGCCCAACAACACGCCAAACAUCACACCAGGAGGCAGCAUGAAGAGUUUUGGCGUUGUGAGGGCCAGGUACGACUUCUCAGCCAGAGACCGCACAGAGCUGUCACUGCGCGAAGGAGACACCAUCAAGAUCCUCUCCAAGAAAGGCCACAGUGGGUGGUGGAAAGGAGAGGUGUACGGCCGGGUGGGCUUGUUUCCAGCAAACUACGUAGAGGAGGACUACUCUGACUACUGCUGACGUGGAUCCAGAGAUGUGUGGAACCUUACUGCAUGUUCAGGGGUCUAUGUGGAACCUGGUCCCAUCAAUUGCAUUAAUGCAUAUGCAGGAGUGUGUUUCAGUGUGUGUGUGUGUGUGUGUGUGUAUGUAUGUGUGUGUGUGUGUGUGUGUGUGUGUAAGAGAGUGAGAGUUGCUCCCUGAUCUAAUGACUGUUGACUGAUGUGAAUAAAACUUUUGUUCAGCUGA